AAUGUCAAAUAAAUGAUUGGAAAAAACUGGGUUAAGAUUUCAUGAUUUCAAUAUAAGGAAGGUGAAAUUGAAAAUUUUAUAUCUUGUCUUCAAUCUUAUCAGAAACUUUCAAUCUUUCUGUGGACAAAGGAAAUAGAAAGUUUCCACAAUAACCUAUCACUGAAAAACCACAACGUUAGUUUUCAUUCAAUCUGAUCACAUUGUCUGAACGUAAAUAAUUUCCCUCGUUUAAUAUGACAAGUGAAGAGGAAAUUCGCCAAAAGCACAAACAAGAAAAAAAAGAUCUUCAUUCGAAAAUACAGUCUUUAAAAAGAAGUGUACCAAAAGGAGAUAAAAAAAAGAAGAAAGAAGUAACUGAACAAAUUGCUCAACUUGAGCAAGAAUUGGAAGAUAGACAAAAUAAAGAACUCUUGCCUUUCAAAGCUAAUUCUGAAUCAGAUGAAAGCAAAGUUGAAGAAAUCCCCAAUCUCGAGGUUGAGAAUAAUGACAUUUCUAUUGAAAAUGAUGAGAAGCCAGAAACUGAAAUUAAAGUUACACGAAUAUCAAGGGCUCAAAAGAGACGUGAAAAAAAAGCUUUGGAAGAGGCUGAACGUGAAAAGAGAAUUUUAGAAGAAAAAGAGAAAAGUAAAGAUGGACCUAAAGCUGUAGAAUCACAUUUAAUUAAAGAAGUGUUGAAAACUAUGGGUUUAGCACUAUAUGAUGUUGCAGCUGAUGGAAACUGCUUAUACUGUGCAGUUAAUCACCAACUAGAAUCUAAAAAAAGAGAAUCUUACAGUACUACUAAACUCAGGAAACUCACUGCUAAUUUUAUGAAAGAAAAUAAAGAUGAUUUUAUACCAUUUAUGUACAAAGAUUCAGGGGAACCAGUUAGUGAAACAUAUUUUGAGGAAUACUGCAAAGAAGUUGCCUCUACAAAAUUGUGGGGUGGACAACUUGAAUUAAAAGCAUUAUCAAAUAUUCUAAAGUGUCCUAUUAAAGUUAUUCAAGCUAAUGGUCCUCCUACUGUUUUAGGAGAAGAUUUUAACGGACCUGAAUUAAUUUUAACCUACCAUAGGCAUUUAUACAGCCUGGGUGAACAUUAUAAUUCUACCAUUGAAUUAAGUGAAUAAAAAAUAAUAGUUA
This is a messenger RNA of Harmonia axyridis, 1122 nucleotides long. RefSeq names its product deubiquitinase OTUD6B. NCBI's taxonomy places the organism in Eukaryota, Metazoa, Arthropoda, Insecta, Coleoptera, Coccinellidae. Gene Ontology annotation, molecular function: cysteine-type deubiquitinase activity. The transcript has a single exon. The coding region runs from base 234 to 1109 and encodes 291 amino acids. The record is from RefSeq and is a predicted model, not a curated record. Gene Ontology annotation, biological process: protein deubiquitination.